CCGUAUUUUUUCGAAUUUUCAGGAUGAAUCUCUGAGAGUGCUCAUCAGAAUGUGAAGAAAUGGCUGGUGUGAUGACCGAUCGUCCGGGUUGGGAAGAUCAGUGUGACAGACACGCGGAAACUUUCGCUUGCGAGUUUGCCUCAUGGUUUCACAGUUACCUGAACGAUCAUCGGAUUGCAUCACCCUUGUCGCAUCGCGACGUUACAGAUAGGUUCAUCACGAAGUUCGUCACUUUGUUUGAGCAACAGGUGAAAUGUGAAACGUCCGAAGCCCCGGAGACACCUGACGACUACUCGGACCCUGAGGAUGCUAAACCAAAAUGGAAGUUUUCUCUGAAGAAUUUUCAGGGAAAGAAGCUUUUCUGCAAACAUGACAAAGUUUACAUCAACAAUCGUGCGAAAGGUGCGAAGACACAAUUGGCGAAAAUUGUUGUUGAGUGUUUGAAGGAAGGGACAGUUAACUACCAGACGGGGGAUAAUUUGGAAUGUCCUGGAAAAUGGCAGAAGUGUAGAUUGGCUUUAGUAAGGACUGCUGGUGGGCAAAUGUUGGAGUUCUAUUCACCUCCGAAGUCUCUGCGACCGCGAAAUGGGCUAUUUUGUUUUCUGAUCGUUGAGGCAAGAGAAACUACUGCGAUGGAAUUACCAGACAAAGAAAAUGCAUUUGUGCUGAAAGCUGAUGGAGGAGUGGAAUUCAUCAUUGAGACGAAAGAUACGGCUGACAUGCAGUCUUGGCUAGCAGCCAUUAAAGCCACGAUGGGGGAGUCGCAAAGGAAUCCGUGGGGAGUUGAAGUGGAGCCUCAUUUGCAGGAUAUUAGCUUGUCAGAGCCCAGCCGAAGGGAGGACAGAACGACGGAGUCUUCAAUUGUGUCGGAUGGAAACCAUAGUUUGACUAGGGCUAUUCCUCAGCCGGCUGCCCGACAAGAUGUGUAUGCCAUGCUGAGAGAUUAUCCAUGGUUCCAUGGAACUUUGUCGAGAUCUGAUGCCGCCCAGCUGGUGUCCCAAGAUGGGCCCUCUGGUCAUGGUGUUUUCCUGGUAAGGCAGUCAGAAACCCGUCGUGGGGAGUACGUCCUAACCUUCAACUUCCAAGGAAGAUCUAAGCAUUUGAGGAUGACCAUAAACCCGGAAGGUCAUUGCAGGGUGCAGCAUUUGUGGUUUUCUACGAUAUUCGAUCUACUAGAGCAUCUCAGACUUCAUCCUAUUCCGUUGGAAAGUGGUGGGUCUUCAGAUGUCACACUUUCUGAGUAUAUUGUGUCCUUGUCUUCGCAAAGGACUCCCCCGCCAAGACAUUCGAAUACGCAGUUACCUAUGCCAGAGUUGAGGGUAAUAACCCAUGGCGGUUCGGAAGGUGGAAACACCAUGGCUUCUAAAAUUCGAGAGAAGCAAAUAGCGGCGAUACAUCGCAUGUUGAAUUUGAAUGUGCCGAUGCCUCCAGCAAAAAACAUUACGGCUCUUGAACCCGUUUGGAAAGUGUUGAUCUAUGACCGUGCUGGACAAGAUAUAAUCUUCCCGCUGCUUGGUGUUAAGGACUUGCGUGACAUGGGAGUCACACUACAUCUAUUGCUACAUUCCGAUCGUGAGCCUAUCCCAGAUGUUCCCGCUCUGUACUUCGUUCUACCGACGGAAGAAAACGUGCAGAGAAUUUGUCAAGAUCUGCAGCAGGGAGUCUAUGAAUCGUAUUACUUCAAUUUUAUUUCGCCGAUAUCUCGUCAAAGAUUAGAAGACAUCGCAGCUGCCGCAAUCGCGGGCGAGUGUGUUGCCCAAGUUCAUAAGAUAUUUGAUCAAUAUCUUAAUUUCAUAUCUCUUGAGGAAGAUCUAUUCAUGCUCAAACACCAAAGAAACGAAGCGUUUUCGUAUUAUGGUGUGAACCGAGGAGAUAUUAAGAAUGAAGAAAUGGAGUCAAUCAUGGAUUCAAUCGUCGACGGCUUGUUCUGUGUGUUCGCUACUUUGGGAACUAUACCCAUCAUCCGCUGUCCUCGUGGGAAUGCUGCUGAAAUGGUCGCAGAAAAGCUCGACAAGAAACUUCGUGACAAUGUUCGGGAUCCGCGGAAUUCUUUGUUCAACUCCGCGGAAUAUAGUCCUCAAUUGAGCUUCCAUCGUCCAUUACUUGUCAUCAUAGAUCGGAAUGCGGACUUAGCCACUCUUCUGCAUCACACGUGGACCUAUCAAGCAUUAAUCCAUGAUGUACUAGAAUUGGACCUGAACAGAGUUCAAGUUUCCCAGCAGAAGAGUCAUGCUGGAGAGACUUCGAUGGGGAAAAUGGCAGGCAAGCGGUAUGAUUUAGAGCCAUCAGAUUUAUUUUGGACGCAACGAAAAGGCUGCCCUUUUCCGGAAGUUGCGGAAGCCGUGCAGGAAGAGUUGGACCAAUAUCGUGCGUCAGAGGAUAAAGUGAAACAGCUGAAAAGCGCCAUGGGAUUAGGUGGUGAUACAGAGAACGAUGAAGCUAUCAGUAUGAUUUCAGACAAUACUGCAAAGCUGACUUCUGCUGUUUCUUCGCUGCCUGAAUUGUUGGAGAAAAAGCGGUUGAUCGAUUUGCACAUGACGGUGGCGACUGCGGUACUAGAUGAGAUCAAAGCUCGUAAACUAGACGUGUAUUUUGAAAUGGAAGAGAAAAUCAUGAGUCGGAGUCAGUUGGAUAGAAGUUUGAUGGAUAUGAUCACUGAUCCGGACUUCGGCACACCCGAAGACAAACUUCGGCUCUUCCUCAUCUGCUACAUUUGUUCCAACCCUGCUAUUUCGCAGGUGGAGCUUGAUCAAUACUCAACUGCUUUAGGAAAUGCAGGUUGCGACUUGGCUCCCCUCCGUUAUAUGAAAAGAUGGAAGGCCUUUUCUAACCUUGGACAAUCGUCCUUAGCGUCUCAGUACGGAGGCGGUGGAACCAAAACUGUGAACAUGUUCAGCAGACUAAUGACCCAAGGAUCCUCCUUCGUGAUGGAAGGUGUGAAGAAUUUGGUGGUGAAAAAGCAUAAUCUUCCAGUGACCCGAAUAGUUGAGUCCCUUAUGGAGCAAAAGACUUCCUCCGAAGUUGAAGAUUACCGCUAUUUCGACCCGAAGCUGCUUCGUUCCGCCGCGGCAGGAGAUGGAAGUGGUUCUGGUGCCCGUUCACGCGUUCAAUACACAGAUGCUGUCGUAUUCACCGUCGGAGGUGGAAACUAUAUUGAAUACCAAAAUUUGAUGGAUUACGCGAAGUCUCGUGCGGGAGCGUCUGGAACUGUCGGUGACGGCGUGUCUGAAAAACUACACACGAAAAACGUGAUCUGGCAUGACCUGGAAGUGCGAAUUUUGUUGCAAACUAUGAACGGACCUUGUCCGCUUGUUGCAAUUUGCAAUGCCCUUGUUUUGUUGGGACGGUUGAAGUUGCCUGGUGAUGACCUGGUCGAAAUGGAAGAUCUUCUUAAUCUCAUCGGCGACAUGGUUUUCGAGGAUAACCCGGGGAGUUACGAGAACGAAAGCCUCCGUGAUUUACAGGAGAACAUUAGUUCAGCUUUCAAUGUUCUUGCACAGCUUCGCACUGGACUGGAUGUGAACGUGAAGUUCAGCGGGGUGAGCGAUUUUGAGUACACGUCAGCGUGCAUAAUUUUUGAUCUCCUGAGACUCAAGCUGUAUCACGGUUGGCUCGUCGAGCCCGAUGCUCCCAUGGCGGAGGUGAUCAAGAAAUUUAGCUAUAAUCGCCUCGUGGAAGCUGCCUUGGUUGAUGAAUCUGUAGUGAAAGAUGACGUGGAUGCUUUGGCGCUAGCUGAAGCUGCCUCGGUGUUCUUGGAGAGGACUCGUUGCCAGCUGACGUGGCAUGGUCUCUGUGAGCUGAACGACAAUGUUCAGGAGAGAGAAAUUGCCGUGCUUUUCAGGAACAACCAUUUUUCGACAAUCUACAAGCACAAGGGCCAGUUGCUCACGUUAGUAUCGGAUAUCGGCUUCAUUGACAACGAUGAGGCUGUGUGGGAAACCCUGACGUCAGUGGAGGGGGACUCUGUGUUUCUUGACGGGAAAUUCCGAGGUCCCAACACCGAAGUUGAUCGUGUGGAAGACGGUUUUCUUGUUUUGGAAAGUGCAAAACGGUCCCCUCAGUCCUCGGAGGAGCCUCAGCUUGAAGUGGCAAAAGAGGCUAUGGAUCAUCAGAUCGAGCAAGAUUUUCGCUGGGCUCUCAAGUUGGACGAAGAAGAGAAAGAGCGACAUCAGCAGUUUGAGAAGGAUUUCUCCUUUGCCGAACAGCUGGGGAAGGACGAUCAGACGCGUCUGGAGUACAACCAAAUUUACAACAAAGCGCGAAAUGCUCGAUCUGAAAGAAGCAGUGUUGCAGGGCGAAUACCGGACCGGGUUUCGCCCAUGUCGCGCCAACCCUCCACGAAGGAGAAGAAACGGGACCCUGAUCGAAGUGAAGAGGUUCGGAAAGUGCCGAUAGCGAUUUCAUUCGCGACGAGUGCUAAACGUUCGAAUCAAGUCGACCCAGAUGAAGAAGACUGGCGAUUCGCUGAAAAAGAUGUGCGGGAAUUUUUGCGCAUUCCAUCUUCCGGUCACAAGGUUUUCGUCUUACAGCCCUUCAUCAAAUGGGGCACGAUGAAGAAGCGUCACACUCGACCCGAGCUUCAAAUCACGGAAUCCAUUGCCCUGGUGAACACCUUACCGGGAUGGACUGUUGUUGGACACGAAACAGUUUCUUUGGAGAGUAUCCCGAGGAACAAGACGAAGCUGAUUGGGAAAGGGAAAACAGAUCAUAUUCAUCGGAUUUUGGAAAAUCUGGAUUCGAAACCCUCCGCUGUUUUCUUUAAUCAUGAUUCGCUGAGUCCGGCGCAAAUUAAUUUCUACCAGGAGGAAUUUCACAUGCCAGUGUUUGAUAGAUUUGCGAUUGUUCUGCAAAUAUUUCGAUUGCACGCAAGGACUCGGGAAGCGAAAUUGCAAGUCAGCCUCGCGGAAAUUCCUCUUCUCAGAAAAUCGGUGACAGCACGAAUAGGAACAACUACUUGCGGUGAAGAAACUUGGAAGCUUGAGAAAAUUAAGCUUCGGCUUGGUUCCCGAGAAUCUCGCUUGAGAUCCCAACUUAGCGAAUUGCGGCAGCAUCGAGAGCGAAUAAGGAAAAACCGGGUUCGAAAUGAUUUGCCGGUCGUCGCCGUUGUGGGUUACACAAAUUCUGGAAAGACGAGUUUCAUCAAGUGCAUGACGGGCGAAGAGAAAUUGAUACCGAAGGAUCAGUUGUUUGCCACUUUGGAUGUUACCGCACAUGCUGGAACGUUGCGGAGAUCCGGGAUCAAGAUUUUGCUGAUUGACACGGUGGGAUUCGUGGCGGAUGUUCCGAUUCCACUCAUCAGCUCCUUCAGAGCCACUCUGGAGGAUGUUUUGCUGGCCGAUCUUGUGGUACAUGUAAAAGACGUCAGCAAUCCCAAUUUGAUGCAUCAAGAAGAAUCAGUCCUAUCGACGCUCAAAGAACUCGGAUUGCCUCAACCCAUGUUCGAUUCCAUGAUAACGGUGGACAACAAAGUCGAUUUAGUUCCUGGCCACUCGCCCAGGAACGCCAUUCCAGUUUCGUGCAAAACGUUUGAAAACGUACAGCUGGUCGCAGAAAUGAUUGAAGAGAAGUUAAUGGAAGCCAGGAACUUGAGGUUGAUCGAAUUCCGGGUCUCACCUGGAGGCGAAGAACAUUUCUGGCUGAAAUCCAACUGUGCCCUAGUUGAAGAAUCCGAUCUCAACGUUGGCGGACAAAAGGCAGUGUUGAAAGUGAUCAUGGCAAAAGAAGGAAUGAUCGAUCAGUUCCGAAGAACACUUCGCUAUGAAAAGCCGAGCCCGUUUCGGAGACGAAUCAAUUUUGAGCGGGCAAAAUGCGUGUACAAUGAAGACAUGGCAAGGAAGAUCCAAUUUUGCAUGCGGAAAAACCGGGAUGAUCCUUACCCUGCAAACCAAUGAAGAUCCCCGAUCCAAUUGGACUAGUUUGAUUUCGAUUCAGUGAGCUCGUGUGAGAAAGUGAAAUGUAAUUCUUUUGCAUACAAUUGCACUCAUUUUCUUUUGAAGAAAAGGUAUGUACUGUAGUCAUAAACUCUACUUACCCCAGGAGGAAAAAAAAAAUCAUGAGACGAAACUGACCGACUUCGUUGCAUGUAUUAGUGAAUCACUCGUGAAGACGAACCUUGAUUUCACCUUGGAUUGCAACAGCAAAGCCUGAAUGGAUUAUUUUGUGGAAAUAUUUGCGCGUCAAAACCACACGGAACCUUGAAUUACCAUUUGGCUUGGCUCAUGAAUAUUCGUUUCAAACUUCAUCGCGUUGUUCAUUCGAAUCUCCUGCAUUUUUCAAGC
This is a messenger RNA of Notodromas monacha, 6278 nucleotides long. The record is from the annotation of a GenBank genome assembly. Lineage: Eukaryota; Metazoa; Arthropoda; Ostracoda; Podocopida; Cyprididae.